AAAAUACCAACAAAUUUUCAAUAAUUCUAAAUUAUCUCCCCUUUAAAGAGGGCGUGGUGGCCCUUCAUUUGAACAAACUUGAAUCCCCUACACCCAGUGAUGCUUUGUGGCAAGUUUGGUUAAAAUCUGCCUUGUGGUUCUGGAGAAGAAGAUGAAAAUGUAAAAUGUUAACAACAACAACGACAACGCCGCCAACGCCAAAGACAAUGCCAACGCCAACAACAACGACGACAGACAACAUACAAAGCUCACUAGCUUUCAGCUCAGGGAUGACCAUCCUGUUGGCGGCGUCAGGUGCUCAUGUUACCGAAAGAUCAUUCAAACGAGUUGAACACGCAGACUUGGGGGAACUGUAUUCCAAUGCACUCCAAAACGUUUCUGUGCAUUCUUUGGCAACCUGUUCAACUCUGUGUUCACAGAACGUGGAUUGUAGGUCAUAUGCCUGGACGAAUUACGCUUCCCAAUGUUUCUUGCUUUCGAAGGACGUCAGAAGAAACUCCUUCAAUCCUCUGAUUUCCCCAGACAUUGCAGUGUACACGACAUUUUACAGUGAUUGCUCAGAGUUUGAAUACGAAGCCAUGACUGGUAUGAGUGGACUUUGCUACAAAGCUUACACUGAUUACCAAUCGUAUUCUGAAACACAGAGCAUUUGUCAAAACGAUGGCGGAAAUCUUGUACGGAUACCAACAUUAACCAAACAUGCGGCUAUUUUACAGGUCAUGAAUCUUAAAUCAAGCAAGGAAAUAUACAUUGAUGGAACUAACAUUCCUUACGGAAGUUGGCGUCUUUCUGAUGGAAGCCCUAUGUUUCUAAAUUGGCGGUCAGGGGAACCAACUGGCGGUGGUGGCGAAAAUUGUGUUAUUAUGUUUGAUGACGGGACGUACAAUGAUGUGUUUUGCACUGCCUUGAUUCCUUUCAUAUGCGAAAGACAACUUAAUGUAUAGGGUCCAAAUAUGAAAAGGCAAGGAUGAAAUCGAUUCCUUGCAAAAGUAAUCUACUAAAAUACAAUUUCGUUGAAUUUUACGAAUAAUAUAUUUCAAGCUGAUUACGUGCAAUUUCAAAAUAAUCGAUUACAUUAAUUUGAUUUUCUUGCUGUAAUCAUGAUUACUUAUGAUUAUUUUCAAUUACACCAUUUACUUUUGUUGUUUUCCUUGUUAAAUGUUUAAUGUUUAAAAAAAAAAU
This is a messenger RNA of Magallana angulata, 1182 nucleotides long. RefSeq lists its product as uncharacterized. The transcript has 4 exons. The record is from RefSeq and is a predicted model, not a curated record. NCBI's taxonomy places the organism in Eukaryota, Metazoa, Mollusca, Bivalvia, Ostreida, Ostreidae. The coding region runs from base 165 to 944 and encodes 259 amino acids.